AUGGCGGGCGGGCGGGCCGGGCCGGGGGCGCUGCUGGCCCUGCUGGCGCUGCGGGUGCUCGGGGCGGCGGCGCACCCGCAGUGCCUGGACUUCAGGCCGCCCUUCCGGCCGCCGCAGCCGCUGCGCUUCUGCGCGCAGUACUCGGCCUUCGGCUGCUGCACCCCCGAGCAGGACGCGGCGCUGGCCGGCCGCUUCGGAGCCCUGGCGGCGCGAGUGGACGCCGCCGAGUGGGCCGCGUGCGCCGGCUACGCGCUCGACCUGCUGUGCCAGGACUGCUCGCCAUACGCGGCCCACCUCUACGAUGCCGAGGACCCGUCGACGCCCCUGCGCACCGUGCCCGGGCUCUGCGAGGACUACUGUCUGGACAUGUGGCAGACGUGUCGGGGCCUGUUUCGCCACCUGUCGCCUGACCGAGAGCUCUGGGCCCUGGAGGGCAACCGGGCCAAGUUCUGCCGCUACCUGUCGCUGGACGACGUGGACUACUGCUUCCCCCACCUGCUGGUCAACGAGAACCUCAACUCCAACCUGGGCCGCGUGGUAGCCGAUGCCAAGGGCUGCCUGCAGCUGUGCCUGGAGGAGGUGGCCAACGGGCUGCGCAACCCCGUGGCCAUGGUGCACGCACAGGACGGCACCCACCGCUUCUUCGUGGCCGAGCAGGUGGGGCUGGUGUGGGCCUACCUGCCCGAUCGCUCGCGGCUGGAGAAGCCCUUCCUGAACAUCAGCCGAGCGGUGCUCACCUCGCCCUGGGAGGGCGACGAGCGGGGCUUCCUGGGCAUAGCCCUCCACCCCAGCUUCCGGCACAAUGGCAAGCUCUACGUCUACUACUCAGUGGGGUUUGGCUUCGACGAGUGGAUCCGCAUCAGCGAGUUCCGGGUCUCCGCGGACGACAUGAACACCGUGGACCACGGCUCGGAGAGGAUAAUCCUGGAGAUCAAAGAACCAGCCUCGAACCACAACGGGGGCCAGCUGCUGUUCGGGGACGAUGGGUACCUCUACAUCUUUACUGGUGACGGCGGGAUGGCCGGAGACCCCUUUGGGAAGUUCGGGAAUGCUCAAAACAAGUCGGCGCUGCUGGGCAAGGUGCUGCGCAUCGACGUGGACCGCAACGAGCGCGGCCCCCUCUACCGCAUCCCGCGCGACAACCCGUUCGUGGGCGACCCCGCUGCGCGGCCCGAGGUCUACGCCCUGGGUGUGCGCAACAUGUGGCGCUGCUCGUUCGACCGCGGCGACCCAGCGACAGGAGAGGGCCGCGGGCGCCUCUUCUGCGGAGACGUGGGCCAGAACAAGUUCGAGGAGGUGGACCUGGUGGAGCGCGGCGGCAACUACGGCUGGCGCGCCCGCGAAGGCUUCGAGUGUUACGACCGCAAGCUCUGCGCCAACGCCUCCCUUGAUGACAUCCUGCCGAUUUUCGCCUAUCCGCACAAACUGGGCAAGUCUGUCACGGGAGGCUAUGUGUACCGGGGCUGUGAGUACCCCAACCUGAAUGGCCUCUACAUUUUCGGCGAUUUUAUGAGUGGUCGCCUGAUGUCCCUCCGAGAGAACGUGGAGACAGGCCAGUGGCGGUACAGCGAGAUCUGCAUGGGUCGAGGCCAGACCUGUGCGUUCCCGGGCCUCAUUAACAACUACUACCCUUAUAUCAUCUCCUUUGCUGAGGAUGAGGCUGGGGAGCUGUACUUCAUGUCAACAGGUGUGCCAAGUGCCACGGCGGCCCGUGGGGUUGUCUACAAGGUGAUCGACCCUUCCAGACGGGCACCUCCCGGCAAGUGUCGGAUCCAGCCUGCCCAGGUGAAGGUGAAGAGCCGCCUCCUCCCAUUUGUGCCCAGAGAGAAGUUCAUCCGGAGGGCAGAGAGCACCCCACGGCCCACAGCGCGUGCACCCACCCAGGCGCCCCGCCGCGGACGCCCCACAGCUGCUCCGCCCCUGCCCACCCUGCGGCCCGCACGGCGCACCCCGCAGCCUGCACGGCCCACCCAGCGGCCUGGGGGCCGGAGGGGUGGCGGGGGGCGGCGGGGGCGACCGGGCAUGGCGGACCCCUUGCCCUCAAACGGUGCAGUGCGCCUGGUGCGGCCUGCGGGCCUGAAUCCCGGCCGCGGGCGUGUGGAGGUGUUCGUGGGUGGACGCUGGGGCACCGUGUGUGACGAUGCCUGGGACAUCAAAGCGGCUGCCGUCGUGUGCCGCCAGCUGGGCUUUGCUCAUGCCGAGCGGGCCACCAAGCGCGCUGAGUUUGGCGAAGGCCGCAAGCUGCCCAUCCUGCUGGAUGACGUGCGCUGCGCGGGCACCGAGCGCAACCUGCUGGAGUGCACGCAUGCCGGCGUGGGCACGCACAACUGCGAGCACCAGGAGGACGCGGGCGUUGUGUGCAGCCACGAGGACCCUGACCUGUAGGCGAGCACCAUCCGUCCGGUUGCAGCCUGGCAGGGCUUCCCCGCCCUGAGUGCGCCCAAGGCGCGCACCACUCUGCGGGCAGAGGCGUCCCAUCUGUAACGCUGUCCUGUGGACGCGUGUGAGGUGUGUGCAGUGCUCACGUGCUCUGUGUCCCUGCCUGUGUGUCUCCCGCAGACCAGAAGCCACAGCGUGUUGGGGUCUGUGUGGCCACGGGCCCCAGGUUUUCUUUUCUUACCUCCAAACAUCUCCGGUUCGUGUAGGAACACAGUCUGGCCAUGGACACUGAGUACUGAUGGCUACUACCUGUGAAGGGCAGACAUGGUCCUUGGCCAUAUUAACAGAGGCAUAGCUGGCAGAUUGAAGGAGGGGAUCAGGACUGACCUGCCCAGGGCUAGAGUGGAAGGCCCUGGACCAUCUGGAACAUGGCCUAAAGAAGGUGACUCAGAGAGCAUGGGCAGGUGGCCUAGCAGGUAGAGGUUCUGAGGAGAACAGGAAGGUAUCCAGUGGGGCAAAGGGAAGCUGUCAGCUGGAUGGGUCCAGGGUGAACUGUGGGCAUGGCCAUCUGAGCAAGGAACAGGCUUGCUUGAGGUGGGGUGGCUGGGGGAGGGGGUUUCUGGAUGACCCCUGGGAGAAGCCUCUUGGUCAUCUUGGACUUCAUCAUCAUGCUGGGUCCAUGGGUGUGCUCUGGGGACUCUGUGGGACAGCAGCCACCCACCUGGGCACUCCAAGCACCGUGGCCCCAGUGAGUGAGUGGAGUAGCAGGUUUCUCUAAAGGCUGUAUUGAGGCCACAGAAGCCACCUUGGUCAUCUCCAUCCCCACACUGCGGUGAAAUCCCAGGGGACCCUCUGACUCCUCCAGCAUCUCCCACCCCACCCUACCCCCCGCAAAUGUCCAAAAAGACUACUGAUGCUGUCACCUGAAGCUGUGCUAAAAACGUGACUGUUUACAACCCCCUUCCUGCCUCCUCUCUCUGACCUGUACUGCCUGGGGGCUGGAGAUGGGGGUGGAGGAGGGGGCUAGGCCUGGAGCCUCCCUCCUGCUCACAGGGGGAUGUUCCUUUGCCCACCAAGGGCCUCCAUCCUGCCCCCGUGCAUCAAGUACAGUUGGGCUAAGCUUCUGAUAGGGGAGCAGAGGGGAUAAGCAGAUGGUCUCUGGGCGGUGGGGACAGGGUAUAGCCCAUGUCAGGGUCUGUGAGGUCUCUGGGGGUGUCAUCCCAGCUCAGCCUGUCCAUUAUUCUGAGAGCUGAGCCAGAACUUAGGGUGGUGCACCCAGCAGAGACAAUGGUGCGGGCGAGUCUGGGGGGUCUCCUGGCUGCUCGCCGAGGCUGAGUGUGGAGUACAGGACUGCCGAAGAAAG
Lontra canadensis (Northern American river otter) is the source of this 3742-nucleotide messenger RNA. It is a transcript of the gene HHIPL1, whose product is annotated as HHIP like 1. NCBI's taxonomy places the organism in Eukaryota, Metazoa, Chordata, Mammalia, Carnivora, Mustelidae. The transcript has 9 exons. The coding region runs from base 1 to 2385 and encodes 794 amino acids. The record is from RefSeq and is a predicted model, not a curated record. Gene Ontology annotation, cellular component: membrane.